GGGGUACUUACUGCUUAAAGUUCAAAGCAUUAAGAAUAAGAAUAAAAUUUAUACUAUAAAUAUUGAACGCAAUCUUCCAGAAGGUAUCAUUUAGCUGCCAGCUCUUCAAGUGUAGAAAACAUCCGUUCUUAAUUUAAAAUGGCUUUCAAGAUCGCUGCAUUCUUCGCCUGCCUGGCAUUCGCCAACGCCGGAUAUCUGCAACCAGCGGCUUACCAAGCGGCCCCAUUGGCCUACAACGCCCAGGCUCUGUCCUAUGGAUAUUCCAGCCCGGUACAGCGUCUGGCAUAUGCUGCUCCCAUUGCCCAGCAGGCUUAUGCUGCCCCAGCUCUGAGCUUGGCUCGUAGCUACGCUCCGGCUCUGUCCUACUCGGCACCAUUGGCCAAGACGGUUGCCAUUGCCCAGCCAGCUGCCAUCGCCCACUCUGCCCCACUGGCUUAUGCUCCAGCUCAAGCCACCAGCUAUACCAGCUCCUUCAUGAAGUACAACAGCCCUUUGAUCACUUAUGCUUACUAAGAAGAUUGGGUAAUGGUUUUCUAUUAGACAGUACUUGUUGAUGAAUAAAUAAUUUUUGACAU
Messenger RNA from Armigeres subalbatus, 575 nucleotides. Its product is annotated as cuticle protein-like. The transcript is spliced from 2 exons. Bases 139 to 513 code for a protein of 124 amino acids. The record is from RefSeq and is a predicted model, not a curated record. Lineage: Eukaryota; Metazoa; Arthropoda; Insecta; Diptera; Culicidae.